CACAGACGCCGCUACGUCAUCUGCGUAACUGAGCACGCACCGGCCGGGAGUUUGGGAGCUGCGGGCCUGUGCUGUAUGCAGGAACCGAAUUGCGUGUUUUAAACCCGCCUGAGAUGUGGAUGUAGCGCAUCCCUGCCGCUACAUCGCCCGGACUUGUUUCUACACCAGCAGGAUGGCGGCGGCAGUCACGGCGUCUGUGGAACCAGGGCUGGACCCGAACGGGACGGAGGGGGACGGCCGCGAAAACAACACCGAGGAGGAGAGCAGCCAGCCGACGGCUCCCGGACCCACCUCCCGUUUAGCAAAGCUGCCGCUAUCCCGUAUAAAGGCCCUGAUGAAGGCCGACCCAGACGUAUCCCUAGCCAGCCAGGAGUCCGUCUUUAUCAUUGCUAAGGCCACGGAGCUCUUCGUGGAGAUGAUAGCCAAGGAUGCGCUGGUGUUCGCCCAACAGGGAAAGAGGAAGACUCUGCAGAGGAAGGACCUGGACAGCGCCAUCGAGGCUGUGGACGAAUUCGCCUUUCUGGAAGGUGCUUUGGACUGACGGAGCAGGUCACCCUCACCCCUUCAUUCAGAACCCCCCCAAAGACCUCCUCAUACAGACACACCCCCCCUGCCCACACUGGAGGAAGUCUUCUGUAUUUACAGUACUUACUUACAAAAUGUUGAAUUUUUGUAUGACUUUUAAAACAAAUAAAGUAAUUUAAAAUUU
This is a messenger RNA of Brienomyrus brachyistius, 709 nucleotides long. It is a transcript of the gene pole4, whose product is annotated as polymerase (DNA-directed), epsilon 4, accessory subunit. Gene Ontology annotation, molecular function: protein heterodimerization activity. The coding region runs from base 173 to 541 and encodes 122 amino acids. The transcript has 4 exons. The record is from RefSeq and is a predicted model, not a curated record. NCBI's taxonomy places the organism in Eukaryota, Metazoa, Chordata, Actinopteri, Osteoglossiformes, Mormyridae. Gene Ontology annotation, cellular component: epsilon DNA polymerase complex; nucleus.